UCCUGCCUUAACCUUCCGUCGUCGAUAAAUUGGCUUUAAUCGAAUGAAUCUACUUUGCUUUGAAAUUCUUUUGUAACCACAAAAAGGCAUGAAUUGACUUGCUUGACCGACGCAACGCGCACUCAGCCCAAUGGCCUCCUUGCGCGCUGGCCCGACCGGAACCACAUCUUCCCCUUUCAGCAGUGGAUCCUCUUCCUCCGAUGGACUGCUGUAUACACCAGCCUCUGAUAGAUCAGAGAAUGAUGGUCACUCAUCUCGUCCUGGUCGUCCAGCGACAGGAGCCCUAAAAGUGCAGACGGAUUUCAGCAACGAUGGGGACCGUUCAGGCUCUUCCGAUGAUGGGAUCGAUGAUGGAUAUGAUUCCUAUGACGAUUUCCGGCCGAGCUCCAGCAGAAGUUCGCACGAUCUCCUCAAAUACACGACCGUGGAAGAGCAACAGGUGGUGAAGCGAUUUGACCGCAAGCUUAUCCCGUUCCUGGCUCUACUCUACUUACUCUCCUUCCUUGACCGGUCAAACAUCGGCAAUGCGAAGAUCGCCGGCCUGUCCGAGGACCUGCAGCUGUCAUCGUCGCAGUAUGAAUGGCUCCUCACGGCCUUCUACAUCACCUACAUCCUGUUCGAAUGGAUGACGCUGAUGUACCGACUGGUGCCGGCGCACAUCUACAUCGCGCUGUGCGUGCUGGGAUGGGGCCUGGUGGCCUCCUUCCAGUCGCUGGUCACCUCCUUCGGCGCGCUGGUCUUCCUGCGCGCGGCGCUCGGAAUCACCGAAGCAGCCUUCGGGCCCGGCGUGCCGUUCUACCUCUCGCUAUUCUAUAAGCGUGAGGAGCUCGCCUUCCGCAACGGGCUGUUCAUCUCCGCUGCGCCUCUGGCCUCGUCCUUCGCCAGCAGCCUGGCCUGGGUGAUCGUCAAGUUCAGCGACGGAGGGCCCAUCGCCCCAUGGCGCACGCUGUUCCUGGUGGAAGGGUUUCCCAGCGUGAUUGUCGCCGUCUUCGCCUGGUUCUGGAUCCCGGACUCGCCUGGAACCGCGCGCUUCCUGGACCCUCGGCAGAGAAUGAUCGCUCAGCUGCGCAUGGACAGCAGCAGCAGCAGCAGCAGCAGCAGCAGUAGCAGUGGGGUCACAUCGCGUCGAACCCGAACCAGCGGCGCAUUCGACUGGGGCGAAGUGCGCAAGACGCUGGCAGACCCCAAAUCGUACAUCACCGCCUUCAUGUUCUUCAGCUGCAACGUCGCCUUUAGCUCAAUGCCCGUCUUCCUCCCAACAAUAAUCGCAGACAUGAACAAUACCCCCCAAGCCUCGCAAGCCCUCAGCGCCCCACCCUACCUCCUCGCCUUCCUAACAGUCCUACUAACAGCCUACUACUCGGACCGCCACCGCACACGCAGCCCCUACCUAAUCGCCCACGCCUUAGUGUCUGCGACAGCAUACCUCACGCUCGCACUAACAGGCCUCUACUCUUCCCAGCGAACCCAACCCCAAGCCCAAGCAGGGCCAACAUCAACCAUAAACCUAAUCCGAUAUCUAAGCCUCUACCCCGCAAUCGCAGGGUUCUUCUCCGCUAUCACGCUGAUCAUCACCUGGAGCAUGGAUAACCGGCCCGCGGGCGAGGGGAAGGGCGCCAGUGUUGCGUUGCUGAAUGUUGUAGGUCAGUGUGGGCCGUUGUUGGGGACGAGGUUGUAUCCGGCGACUGAUGGGCCGUGGGUUUAUGGUUUUGGUUGCUGUUUUGGCGGUGGGUUUGAGGGCGUGGUUGAGGUGGGAGGGUCGGCAGGGGGGUGA
Molecule: messenger RNA, 1774 nt
Organism: Aspergillus homomorphus CBS 101889
Lineage: Eukaryota; Fungi; Ascomycota; Eurotiomycetes; Eurotiales; Aspergillaceae
Product: putative MFS transporter
Exons: 5
Coding region: 131-1774 (547 amino acids)
Biological process (GO): transmembrane transport
Cellular component (GO): membrane
Molecular function (GO): transmembrane transporter activity
Source: RefSeq, a predicted model, not a curated record